AUGUCGAGCACUACUACCGACGACGCCCGAAGCCUGCCUACUCCUUGGAUGAUAAGAUUUUUCGAGCAGCAUCAUAACGAUUUCAUCAGCACCCAAUAUUGUCCAGGACAGGAGUUCAUCAUGCAGAUUCUCAGAAAGGCAAAUUUCUGCAAACUUAGUUUGGUGGAUGGGCUUGAAAGACCACUAGAAACAUGGCUCACCGACCCGAAAUUCAUCAUCGACGACCUCUUUUACAAAAGAAUUCGACCAGCCCUCGUCCUAGCGUCAAGAUUCAUUUGGAACAGCGCAGACUUUUUCGACAACACCUGGAAUCAUGAAAUCCACUCCGAAGGCAACAAGAUCUACUCUAUCCACGAUCUCGAGACUUCCUAUGAACAAAAGCACAACUGGAUCUCUAAAGUUUUAGGCAAUAUCAAUGAACAUGACGGCCACGCAACACUACACUACGGGCAGCACACAGAGAAUGGCACUAAUAUCUCCCACGACGCCUACGAUAAAGUCAGGAUGUGCGCUCUACAGCUCAACCAUCAAUUUCACAAGUUCUUCACCCACCCCUCAUACAACAAGUGGUCAACAGAGACAGUCCAAAGGACGCUUUACAUCCUAGCAACGACGAUUCCACACGAGAUCGUCCAUCUGUGUUACAGAUUCAGAUGGCAGAGAGAACUUGGUACAGGAAUGGCCGCCCCACAGGAAGAGCCACUUUACAAGAAAAGUGACCCUACAGCAGAACUCGGACUCGCCUGGAAACGAUGGGCAUUUGGAGGAACCCCAGACAUAAAAUACGAUAAUGGAUACACACCCUACACCGGGGCCAAAGCGUUGGGUAAUCUCGACCUCAACCAGGUCUGCUGCUGGAGUGGAUGCCAGCCACAGACGAUCAUGAAAGUCAAGGCCUCGGACGCCUCAGACAUCCCCCCCUUUUUUGACCCUAUGUGUUGGCGCCUGUGGAUAAUCCUACGAAGCGGCAAGCACCCGGACUAUGACGAAGUGGUCGGAAAAAACUUCAUUGAUACGAUGAAAGCAGCCCAGCAGAUGAUGGAGUUCCGGGCUGUCCAUGGUGGAAGUCUCCCUCGGGUCGACCAAAUCCAGCGUGUGGAGUUGAGAGAGGAGUUCUGGGACACUCGGACCAGAGCCAGUGCCAAUGGGGAGAAGGUUGUGACCCAAUCACCACCAUCACACCGCAGACAACCGUCAACCUCACCUUCAACCUCGACAACUACAGCAUCAUUAUCAUCUUCAUCCUCGACCUCCUCCUCAAGGCCAUCCUCAAGGCCAUCCUCAAGCCCGACACUCACAGCGGCCAUCCCUCAAGGAGCACCUAACUUCAACGGUGCGUGGCUCGACCUUUGUGCUGACUCGAGGAAUAAGCUUACAAGACGCUCUCGAGACACUCAUCGACUAUAA
Molecule: messenger RNA, 1407 nt
Organism: Exophiala aquamarina CBS 119918
Lineage: Eukaryota; Fungi; Ascomycota; Eurotiomycetes; Chaetothyriales; Herpotrichiellaceae
Exons: 2
Coding region: 1-1407 (468 amino acids)
Source: RefSeq, a predicted model, not a curated record